GUGUGAGCCGAGAUUGUGCCACUGCACUCCAGCCUGGGCAACAAGAGCAAAACUCCAUCUCAAAAAAAAGAGAAACCUCAGUGAAAUGAAAGACUGAACUACACACCUGGGGGAAAAGCCUAAUAAAGGGAGCAAGAAGUCCAAAUGCCUAUGGCAGGGGACUUGUUUGAGGAAAGAAAGAAGCCUUGUGUGGCUGGUGCACAGUCGAGAAGAAGAGAUGAAGUCAGAGAGGCAGUUAGGGUCCAUGUUCUGUGAGACUUCAAUAGGCCUGUCUAUGCAGGUGAGGAGUUUGCAUUGUUUUGAUUGAGUUGGGGAGCCAUGGGGGUCUUCUGAACCAAGGACCAACACAUCUGACUUGUUAAUGAGAUUGUUGGCCUCAGUGUUGAGAAUGGACCAUAACGGGGUACGGUUGGAAGUUGGGAGGCCGUUGCAAAAAAUUCAAAGGAGAAUUACGGUUUGACCAGGUGGUAGUAGUAGAGGUUGUGAGCAGUGAUCUUGAAGGUAGAGCCUACAGAAUAUGCUCAUGGAUUAGAUGAGGGGUUUAAGGGAGCGAGAACCUCUUAAAGGGUUAUUAUGGCAAGGCUUUUGGCCUGAGCAACUGGCAGGAUGGAUUUGCCAUCAACUGGGAUGAGGAUAUCUAGAGACUAGAUUUGGGGAGGUGAGAGUGCGGAGGGAUUAGGACUUCUGUUUGGGACAUGUUAAAAUGGAGAUGCCUCUCAGAUAAUCAGGUGCGGAUGCUGCAUAGAAAGUAGAAAAUGUAGAUGAGGAGUUCAGAGGAGAGGUCUGGGCUGAAGAAUGAAUAUUUGGGAGUCCUCAGCCCGUAGAUGGUAUUGAAAGCAAAGAGACUGGAUGUACUCGGCUAGGGAGUAACUGGAGAUGGAGAAGUCGUUCUAGGCCUGAGCUCAGGGCACACCCAUGAACAGGGAGGUGAGAAGUGGAGAAGGGAAGCGGUUCGGUUUUGGAUAUGUUAGGAUUGAGGUGCCUGGCAGACAUUUCUGGGAGAUCCUGGGCAAAUCCUUGGAUAUCCAAGUCUGACAGUCCAAGGUGAGAUUAGGGCAGAAGAUGCACUUUGAGUGGUCCUCAUGAAGGCAUUUAGAGCUGAGGCACUGGGUGAUAUGGAUUCCUGUGAAGGUGUAGAUGGAGAAGUGGAGGGUCCAGGGACUCAUUCUUGAGUCACCCCAGACCCUUGAUCGGGCAACAGUGAGACUGACCCAGCAAGGAGGGAAAGAUAGGACGACUAGGUGGUAGAUAAACCUGGAAGUGAAGUGAAGAAAAAGGUGUAAGAUGUGAUCAACCUUGUCGGAUUCUGCUGAGGAUGCAAGUACGAGGAAGGUGGAAUUGACCCUUGGGUUUGGCAACAGUAGGUGCCAGCCAUGAGCCUGACAAUGUGGUGGAGACAAAAAAGCCAGGCAUCAUGGACCGAUCUAAAGAAAACUGCAUUUCAGGGCCUGUUAAGCCUGCAGCUCCAGUUGGAGGUCCAAAACGUGUUCUCGUGACUCAGCAAUUUCCUUCUCAGAAUCCAUUACCUGCAAAUAGUGGCCAGGCUCAGCGGGUCCUGUGUCCUUCAAAUUCUUCCCAGCGUGUUCCUUUGCAAGCACAAAAGCUUGUUUCCAGUCACAAACUGGUUCAGAAUCAGAAGCAGAAGCAAUUGCAGGCAACCAGUGUACCUCAUCCUGUCUCCAGGCCACCGAGUCAUACCCCAAAGAGCAAGCAGCCCCUGCCGUCAGCACCUGAAAAUAAUCCUGAGGAGGAACUGGCAUCAAAACAGAAAAAUGAAGAAUCAAAAAAGAGGCAGUGGGCUUUGGAAGACUUUGAAAUUGGUCGCCCUCUGGGUAAAGGAAAGUUUGGUAAUGUUUAUUUGGCAAGAGAAAAACAAAGCAAGUUUAUUCUGGCUCUUAAAGUGUUAUUUAAAGCUCAGCUGGAGAAAGCCGGAGUGGAGCAUCAGCUCAGAAGAGAAGUAGAAAUACAGUCCCACCUUCGGCAUCCUAAUAUUCUUAGACUGUAUGGUUAUUUCCAUGAUGCUACCAGAGUCUACCUAAUUCUGGAAUAUGCACCACUUGGAACAGUCUAUAGAGAACUUCAGAAACUUUCAAAGUUUGAUGAGCAGAGAACUGCUACUUAUAUAACAGAAUUGGCAAAUGCCCUGUCUUACUGUCAUUCGAAGAGAGUUAUUCAUAGAGACAUUAAGCCAGAGAACUUACUUCUUGGAUCAGCUGGAGAGCUUAAAAUUGCAGAUUUUGGGUGGUCAGUACAUGCUCCAUCUUCCAGGAGGACCACUCUCUGUGGCACCCUGGACUACCUGCCCCCCGAAAUGAUUGAAGGUCGGAUGCACGAUGAGAAGGUGGAUCUCUGGAGCCUUGGAGUUCUUUGCUAUGAGUUUUUAGUUGGGAAGCCUCCUUUUGAGGCAAACACAUACCAAGAGACCUAUAAAAGAAUAUCCCGGGUUGAAUUCACAUUCCCUGAUUUUGUAACAGAGGGAGCCAGGGACCUCAUUUCAAGACUGUUGAAGCAUAAUCCCAGCCAGAGGCCAAUGCUCAGAGAAGUACUUGAACACCCCUGGAUCACAGCAAAUUCAUCAAAACCAUCAAAUUGCCAAAACAAAGAGUCAACUAGCAAACAGUCUUAGGAAUCAUGCAGGGGGAGAAAUCCUUGAGCCAGGGCUGCUGUAUAACCUGUCAGGAACAUGCUACUGAAGUUUAUUUUACCAUUGUCUGCUGCCCUCAAUCUAGAACGCUACAAGAAAUAUUUGUUUUACUGAGCAGGUGUGCCUUAACCUCCCUAUUCAGAAAGCUCCACAUCAAUAAACAUGACACUCUGCAGUGAAAGUAGCCACGAGAAUUGUGCUACUUAUACUGAUUCAUAAUCUGGAGGCAAGGUUCGACUGCAGCCGCCCCGUCAGCCUGUGCCAGGCAUGGUGUCCCCACAGGAGGCAAAUCCAGAGUCUGGCUGUGGGGAAAGUGACCACUUUGCCUGACCCGAUCAGUUAAGGAGCUGUGCAAUAACCUUCCAAGUCCCUGAGUGAGUGUGUAACUUAUUGGGUUGGCCACGCCUGGUAAAGCUGUUGGAAUGAGUAUGUGAUUCUUUUUAAGUAUGAAAAUAAAGAUAUUUGUACAGACGUGUAUUUUUUCUCUGGUGGCAUUCCCUUAGGAAUGCUUUGUGUCUGUCCAGCACCCUGGUAGGCCUGAUUGGGUUUCUAGUCCUCCUUAACCACUUAUCUCCCAUAUGAGAGUGUGUAAAAUAGGAACAUGUGCUCUACCUCCAUUUAGAGACUUGCUUGGGAUACAGAAGAGGCCGUGUGUCUCAGAGCUGUUAAGGGCUUAUUUUUUUAAAACAUUGGAGUCAUGGCAUGUGUGUAAACUUUAAAUAUGCAAAUAAAUAAGUAUCUAUGUC
Chlorocebus sabaeus (green monkey) is the source of this 3390-nucleotide messenger RNA. It is a transcript of the gene AURKA, whose product is annotated as aurora kinase A. The record is from RefSeq and is a predicted model, not a curated record. Gene Ontology annotation, biological process: mitotic cell cycle; protein phosphorylation; mitotic centrosome separation. Gene Ontology annotation, molecular function: ATP binding; protein kinase activity. NCBI's taxonomy places the organism in Eukaryota, Metazoa, Chordata, Mammalia, Primates, Cercopithecidae.